CCAACCAUUUCCUCCUUUGUCAAUGUCCUGCACCAGCCUGAAACACCUCCACCUGGUGCGAUCAUCAUCCCCGACAUGUAUGAAACAUAUCUGAAGAAUCUACAGCCCGGUCAGGUUUCUCAGCCGUUGAUAGUUGCUAAAGAAUCUUUAGCCCUAAGGUCCAUUGUCCCCCUUGUCAAUCACCAACAGGAAGUUGAAUGUGUCAUCGACCCGGGUUCACAAGUCAUCGCCAUGUCAGAAGGCAUAUGCAACGAACUGGCACUCAUCUACGGCCCCGAAAUCGUCCUCAAUAUGCAGUUGGCAAAUGGCAAAAUCGACCGAUCUUUGGGACUCGCACACAACGUCCCAUUCCUCAUCGGCAAUAUCACCUUGUACCUCCAAGUCCACAUCAUUUGGAACCCCGCCUAUGACGUUCUCCUUGGUCGGCCCUUCAACAUCCUCACCGAAAGUAUCAUCAAGAAUUAUUCAAACGAAGACCAGACGAUCACCAUCAGUGACCCGAAUACGGGAUGA
Molecule: messenger RNA, 513 nt
Organism: Heterobasidion irregulare TC 32-1
Lineage: Eukaryota; Fungi; Basidiomycota; Agaricomycetes; Russulales; Bondarzewiaceae
Exons: 1
Source: RefSeq, a predicted model, not a curated record